Molecule: messenger RNA, 3492 nt
Organism: Cyclopterus lumpus (lumpfish)
Lineage: Eukaryota; Metazoa; Chordata; Actinopteri; Perciformes; Cyclopteridae
Product: cGMP-inhibited 3',5'-cyclic phosphodiesterase A-like
Exons: 16
Coding region: 1-3492 (1163 amino acids)
Biological process (GO): positive regulation of oocyte development; oocyte maturation
Cellular component (GO): cytosol
Molecular function (GO): 3',5'-cyclic-AMP phosphodiesterase activity
Source: RefSeq, a predicted model, not a curated record
AUGGCCUUGGAGGCACACGGCGACAGAGCUUCAUCAAGAAGUGCUCAUGAAAAGUAUCCCCGGGCCGCGUUGGAGCGCCACGGCUACGUGAAGACGUGUGCCACCCCGUUGCGCCGGGACGCAGGGAGCCGGUCGCGGCUGAGACUCGCUGUGACAUGGACUUGCCGAGGAGUGUCGUCUGCGGUCUGCGUCGCCUCCGUCUCCGUUGUUCUCGCUCUGCUGCUCAGAUUGGUCGACUGGGACGCGAGCGGCGGCAGCGGCAGCAACGGAAAUAGCAGCGGCUCCGGCUCUUGCCUUCAUUUGGCGUCGGGCUACGCUGCGGAGCUGCUGUUGACUGCGUGCUCCUGCGUACCCCCCUGCACUCUCGUAUGUGCCUUCUUCUGGGGCGUGCUGUAUUUGAUUCGCUGCGGGGUGCUCAUCCGCACCGCGGUGUUUCUGUUUGCCGUGUGCCACUUGGGCGAGUCCGCGGCGCAGUUCCUCCUGCGCGGCGCCGAGGAGCAGCUGCUGUCCCACCCCGUAACCCUGGUAGUCCUUGGCUGCCUGGGCAGCGGGGCUCUGCUGGUCGUCCGGCUGCGUCAGGGAGUGUUCAUCAUCGUCUUCAUCAGCGUCAUCAGGGCAGUCUCUCUCGUCUCUCUGGACAGAUUCCGGGCCAGCUGGAGACCCUACCUGGCCUACCUGCUGGGACUGCUGGGGGUUUUGCUUGCGAGGUAUGCUGACCGGCUCCUGCCGGCCCCAGGGACCAGCGGGACGGGGUGCUGUGGCUCUGUGACCGGGGCGAAGGAGGAGGACAUUCCUGUCUUCAAAAGGAGACGGAGGUCCAGCUCCAUAUCGGCCUCGGAAUUGAUGGCUCACAGUCAGAGCAACAGCAAGUCCCACCGCAGGACUUCGCUGCCUUGCAUUCCGCGGGACCAGAUUAUGUGCCAGCCAGAAUGGGACUUCAAGAGAGCUCUGAGCAGAUCUCAGUCUUCGAGCACAAGCGUGGUGGUGGACAUCGCGGUGAUGGGAGAGGCCCACGGUCUGAUCUCAGACCUGCUGGCAGACCCUUCGCUGCCCCCUAACACCUGCAGCUCUCUGAAGGCCGUCAGCAGCCUCCUCAGCACCCAGAUCAGCCUCCAGCCACUCCACCGGCUUCGCAUCCCUGCAGACACACACACCUGCUCUGACUCUGAGGAGGGGCCAGAAAAAGCAGAGAGACUGGCCAUUCCAAAGCGUCUAAGACGGAGUCUGCCCCCAGGAUUUCUGAGGAGAAUCUCGUCAACUUGGACCACGACCACCUCAGCUACAGGGCUGCCUACCUUAGAGCCGGGCCCUGUACGCCGAGACCGCUCAGCCAGCAUCAAACACACCACAGACAGUGAAUCAUGGAACAACUCAGUGAUGAUGACCAUCUCAAAGAGUCGCUCCAUGUCUGCCUCCUGUGCUGCCUCUGUCAUCACCUCCAACCACCUCUACAGCAAACCACUGGGAAGACCAGCUGUCCCCCCCUCCAUCGUAUCACCUCUAGGCUCUCCGUGCCCAUCUCCUCCAGCCCAGGGCACGCCCAUCUUAAGCCCUACCAUCAAAACAUGUUCAGUGCAGCUUCCUGAGCUGUCCGGGCCCCUGACAGAGCAAACCCAAGGCUCUGUGGCCCACAAGAGCCACCACAGAGCCUUAACUCACAGUCAGAGCGCCCCAAGCUCCACCACCCCUUACUGGCGGCCUCCAUCACUCUGCGGCAGCUGUGGCAGGCCGUUCAACAAUCGACUAAACCACAGGGUAGAAUCCGUCGACAAAGGGGACAGAAUACCCCAUCCAGACGAGCGUGCCAUCAUUUCGUCGGACUAUGACAGCACCUACGACAGCACCUAUGAGACCAACCACAGUGACAGCAGUGACUUUGCACAGAAUGAAGAAGAGGGUGAGGGAGGCAAGAAGCUGACUGAAGCAAAGGAAGGUUGUAGGGAGUAUCUGGCAGAGGACAUCGUUCUUCACCCACUCCUGCCAUCACCAGAGGACAAACAUAUCUUGGCCGCAGAGCCUUUAGCAUUGACAGCGCUGCAGCCUCUGAUGAGUCAACUCAACAACUGGAACUUUCCCAUUUUCCGUCUCGUGGAGAAGACUCAUGGCAAGACAGGCUGCAUCCUCAGUCAGGUUUCCUAUAAGCUCUUUGAGGACACAGGUCUUUUUGAGACCUUCAGAAUUCCUGUAAAAGAGUUCAUGAACUACUUCCAUGCUUUGGAGAACGGAUACAGGGUCAUUCCUUAUCACAACCGGAUCCAUGCCACUGACGUGCUACAUGCUGUUUGGUACCUCACCACUCAGCCUGUACCGGGCCUACCCAUUCUGCUCACUGAGAAUGGGAUACACACUGACUCAGAGAAUGGCAAUAAUCCUGGUGCCGCAGGCUUCCUUGUGUCCAAGAUGAACUCUGUGCUGGAAGACGGCUAUGGCUCCCUCGCCGGCCUUAUCCCUGGUCUGGAACUCAUGGCCCUGUAUGUAGCUGCUGCCAUGCACGAUUAUGACCACCCUGGAAGAACCAACGCCUUUCUAGUAGCUACUAGUGCACCACAGGCUCUUCUGUACAAUGAUCGUUCAGUCUUGGAAAACCACCAUGCAGCAUCAGCGUGGAACCUCUUCAUGUCUCGACCCGAGUAUAACUUCCUGGCUAACCUUGAACAUGUGGAGUUCAAGCGCUUCCGCUUCUUAGUCAUUGAAGCCAUUCUGGCGACUGACCUCAAAAAGCACUUUGACUUCCUUGCAGAGUUUAAUGCAAAGGUGGGUGAUGAAGGGGUGUCUGGUAUUGAUUGGACCAACGAAAACGACCGAAUGCUGGUGUGCCAGAUGUGCAUCAAGCUGGCUGAUGUCAACGGGCCGCUGAAAUGCAAUGAGCUGCACCUGCAGUGGACAGAGGGGAUUGUCAACGAGUUCUACGAACAAGGUGACGAAGAGGCCAACCUUGGCCUUCCCAUCAGCCCAUUCAUGGACCGCUCUGCUCCGCAGCUUGCUAAACUACAGGAGUCAUUCAUCACUCACAUCGUGGGACCUCUGUGCUCAUCCUAUGACUCUGCUGCUCUUAUGCCGGGACGCUGGGUUGACCUACCUGAGGGAGAGACGGAGCCAGACAACGCGAAGGACGGACAUGAUACAGAAGAGGAGGAUAUGGCAGAUGAGGACGCAUCAACAAGUUCUGAUACCUCCCAGCAAAGAGAAACCAAAAAGCUGAGCAGGAGGAAAGUGUUUUGCCAGAUAACACAGCAUAUUCUGGAAAACCAUGAAAUGUGGAAAAGAGUCAUUGCAGCAGAGGCCAUGGAAGAGGCUGAGAGAGGGGACCCGAACUGCAUCGGCAGCCCCACCGAUCCAAUCACAGCCAUUCAUGAGGAAGAGGAGGAGCAAGCCAGCAAAGAGGAGGAGUCGAUUGGCGGCCUUGAUGAAAGGGAAGAGGUGCCGACUAUAGAGGAAGAAGAAAAUCUUCAAUCAGAGACUUCAGGGGAAAAAGAGGAGGAUCCAGAGUAA